Messenger RNA from Magnusiomyces paraingens, 1458 nucleotides. RefSeq lists its product as uncharacterized. Gene Ontology annotation, cellular component: nucleus; cytoplasm. Gene Ontology annotation, molecular function: mRNA binding. The transcript is spliced from 4 exons. The coding region runs from base 1 to 1458 and encodes 485 amino acids. The record is from RefSeq and is a predicted model, not a curated record. Lineage: Eukaryota; Fungi; Ascomycota; Dipodascomycetes; Dipodascales; Dipodascaceae.
AUGUCUACGUAUCGCCACCACGGCUCUGACCGCUCCUAUCGCAGAUCACCAAGACGGCGCUCAAGAUCAUUCUCGCCAGACGAUUCUCGUAGUAGAUCUUAUAACGACUACCAUCAAGGCGAUAGAUUUAGUAGACGUUUCAAGGAAGAUUCUUCAUCAUCAUCAUCCUAUUACAAUAAUAAUAAUAAUAACAACAACAUGUCAUCUCAACAAUCUUCUUCCUCUCAAGACCGCCGCGUCUACGUUGGUAACCUCGCCUACAAUGUCAAGUGGGGCGAACUUAAAGACUUUAUGAGACAAGCCGGUGAAGUCAUCAACGCUGAUGUUCUUACCCUCCCUAAUGGCAAAUCCAAGGGUUGCGGUAUUGUUGAAUAUGCUACCCCUCAAGAAGCAAAACGCGCCAUUGAAGUCCUCUCCAACCAAUCAAUCAAUGGCAGAUCCAUCUUUGUUCGUGAAGAUAGAGAAUCUGAAAAUAAGGCUCCUGCUGCCCGCCCCUCUUAUGGCCAUGACCGACGUUCCCAUUUGGCCUCUUCCUCUUCAGUCUCUUCUUCCUCAGCUUCUUCCUCAGAACCAACCCAGGUCUAUGUUUCAAACAUUCCCUUUUCUGUCACUUGGAAAGAACUUAAGAGCUUGUUUCAAAUUGCAGGUGCCGUUCUUCAUGCAGAUGUCUUUCAAUCCCAGGGUCGCUCAAAGGGUACUGGUGUCGUCCUCUUUGACACUGCAGCUGAUGCUGACAAUGCAAUUGCCCGUCUCAAUGGUUACGAGUUUAAUGGAAGACCCCUUGAGGUCCGUCUCGACCGUUUCUACCGUCCUGGUGCAAGACCUGGAUCCCGUCCUUACCCCCCUCGCUCCUCAGACCACCACCACCACAAUAAUAAUAACAACAACAACAACCCAAGUGGCAACUCCCUGCUGCCCCACCACUCUUCCUCCUCCUCACCUCCCUCCUCCUCCUCUUCAGGGUUUGCCAACUACAAUGGCCCUGUCAAGCGCAGCCCCUUUACAGAUGGUGUUUCGGGUAAUGGCCAGGUCAAUGACACCAUUUUUGUCUCCAACUUGCCUUGGGCUACCACCGACCAAGACCUUGUUGAACUUUUCCAGUCUGUAGCCUCUGUGUCACGUGCUGAGAUUCAGCUUGAGCCCAGUGGUCGCUCUGCAGGCUCUGGUGUUGUUCAGUUUGAUACCCCUGCCUCAGCCCAUAUUGCUAUUGAAAAGCUUAAUGGUUAUGUCUAUGGCAAUAGACCCUUGGUCAUUUCCUUUGCAACUUACCCAGACUCUACUUCCUCUGCUGCUACCACUGCUGCAGGCAAUGGCUCUUCUGUAGUCACUCCAGUCGCAACUCCCUCGGCUCCUGCCAGUGUUGUUUCUGCACCCUCAACAAAUGGCUUUGCUGGUGAGCCCGUUGACACUGUCAUUCCUGAUGCCUCUCCUGUUGCUACUUCAGCUCCUGAGUCUUAG